Thamnophis elegans (Western terrestrial garter snake) is the source of this 7910-nucleotide messenger RNA. It is a transcript of the gene GREB1L, whose product is annotated as GREB1 like retinoic acid receptor coactivator. The record is from RefSeq and is a predicted model, not a curated record. Gene Ontology annotation, biological process: kidney development; multicellular organism development. Bases 392 to 6190 code for a protein of 1932 amino acids. The transcript is spliced from 34 exons. Lineage: Eukaryota; Metazoa; Chordata; Lepidosauria; Squamata; Natricidae.
CAAGCCAGAGCGCUUGCGAGAGAGAGGGGGGAGGGAGAAAGCGGGCAGCGAGCGCCUUCGGGAGACUUUUGCGGAGCAGCCGUGCGGCGGAGGAGGCUGCGGGUGGGAGCUGGCUGCAGGAAGAGGCGACGUGGGAUCCGGCGUUCUCCUUCCUUCCCGAACUCCUUCCUACUUCGCACGUGGUACUUAAUCCAGCAAGUCUGCAAGAUUGCAGCUCUAGUUACAAUUGUGUGGGUUCCUUUCCUCAGUUUUGAGACUGGUCUUCAUUGUUUCCGAGUGCAAAGGGUAUCUAACAUUUUCAACAGCCUGAAUCAAGUAGCAGCAGAAAAACUUUGAACAAUCAUCCAUCAUGAAUGUAUUUAACGAAGGUUGAAAAACAUAAAAGAAGAUCAUGGGGAAUUCUUAUGCAGGGCAAUUAAAAUCUGCCCGUUUUGAAGAAGCUCUUCAUAACUCCAUAGAGGCCUCCCUCAGAUGUAAUAGUGUGGUUCCUCGGCCCAUCUUCUCCCAGCUCUAUCUUGAUCCUGAGCAACCUCCUAUUUUGCCGGAAGGUAACCAAGCAAAUGUGAAACCAAAAGUGGAAGAGCUAGACAAAGAAUUGAUGCAUCGUUACACUCAGAAUGGAAGUUUGGAUUUUUCCACCAGCCAGACUAUUAAUGAAACAGAAGAAGAUGAGGAGGAUGAAGACAUGUCUGAUUCCAGUAGUCCACCAAUCCCAUAUGCACAGAAACCUGCCCCAGAAGGAUCUUGCACUACUGAUGGUUUUUGUCAAGCCGGCAAAGAUUUGCGAUUAGUAUCGCUGCGUAUGGAACAGAUUGAUAUUCCACCAGGCUUCCUGUUGGUUGGAGCUAAGUCUCCAAAUCUUCCUGAGCAUAUUCUAGUCUGUGCUGUUGAUAAAAGAUUUCUGCCAGAUGACCAUGGGAAAAAUGCACUUUUAGGUUUUUCUGGAAAUUGUAUAGGCUGUGGAGAAAGAGGAUUUCGGUAUUUCACUGAAUUUUCAAACCACAUUAAUUUGAAACUCACCACUCAGCCAAAGAAGCAGAAGCACUUAAAGUACCACCUAAUAAGAAAUGCUCAAGGUGUGCUGUCAAAGGGACCUCUUAUAUGUUGGAAAGCUGCUUUACUUGCAGAAUGUAGAAGCAGGCACUCUUCUGUUGCUAGUCAUUCUGCUAAACCUAGUUCUUCAGCAUCUCCAUCUGUGACUCCUGAGAGUGGAACAACCAAUGGAUACAAGCCAGGGUUCACCCAGACAGAGAUCUCGGUAUUCAGUGAAGCACAGUCUUCCUCUGCUGUUAAUUUAAGUGGAAUUCAAGAUUUGACUCGGAAUAAGAACAUAGUGAGACCACUUGCUUUGCCUGGACAACUUGUAGGAAACACAUUUGCAACAGCUACCCUGACAAGUUCUGGCCCACCCAAGAAACGACACCGAGGAUGGUCUCCUGGAUCCCCAGCCCUUCCUCCUGGUGUAAUUGUGCCUGUUCCUGCUAUCCGGCCUCUUCCAAGAGCAGAGCCUCUUUUAUCUGUCCCAGUUCCGCAAUCAAUGUUAACUGGAAUUUUACAGCCUCAACCCAUCCCUGCAGGGGAGACUGUAAUAGUUCCUGAAAAUCUGCUGAUUAACUCUGGAAUCAGACCAGUGAUUCUAAUAGGUUAUGGCACUUUACCUUAUUUCUAUGGGAAUGUUGGAGACAUUGUAGUAAGUCCAUUGCUAGUGAAUUCCUACAAGAUUCCUCAGCUGGAAAAUAAAGAUUUGGAUCUUUUUGGUUUAACUGGGAAUCAGUUACUAAGUGUGGAGAACAUGAUUAUUUUAACAAUACAGUAUCUUGUCUGGCUAGGUCCUGAUAAGAUACCUCUCAGGGAAGAAUUUGAACAGAUCAUGCUGAAAGCUAUGCAGGAAUUUACUUCAAGGGAACAAUCCUUACAAAUGAAUGCGCCGAGCACCUCCUUGUCGCCAGCUCAACUUCCAUGGCUUGCUAAGUUAAUUGCUAGCGUUUCCCAAGACAUGGUACAUGUGGUGGUUACUCAGAAUUCCUUGGCAGAAGGCAUUUCUGAAACACUGCGGUCACUGACUGAAAUGAAGCACCAACAGAAGGUGCCCGAUUAUGUGGUUGCUAUCUGCACCUCGAAGAUCAGAGGAAGUGAGUUCUGUGUGAUAGUUUUAGGUCAAUACCAGUCUAGAGCUCUGGCAGAGAGCAUGCUUACCACCAGUGAGUUUUUAAAGGAGAUAAGUUACGAGCUCAUUACAGGAAAAGUUAGUUUUCUGGCAUCACAUUUCAAAAACACAUCUUUAGGUGACGAGUUGGACAAGUUAUUAGAGAUGAUGCAACAGAGACGGGGAGAUAACGUCGUUAUUCCGUUCAGUGGAGAUGUUAAUGAAUGUGUAUCAUCUCAAGAAGCAGCUGCCAUGGUUUCCACUCAAGUACUGGACUUUGAUUCUGAAACUUUCCAGAUUUAUCAACCACAACUCACAGUUGCCAGAAAGCUCUUGUCACAAGUGUGUGCCAUAGCAGAUAGUGGCAACCAAAGUCUGGAUCUGGGCCACUUCAACAAAGUAGAUUUUAUUGUUGUCAUUCCUCAUUCAGAGGUCCUUGUUCAACAAACCAUCCAGCGGAUUCGACAAUCAGGUGUUCUUGUAGAUUUAGGGCUUGAAGAAAGUGGAGCAGCUUACCAAAGAGCAGAAAAAUAUGUUGUGCAGCUUGACAAUGAGGUCCAAACCAAGUUUGAUAGCUUCAUGAGACGAGUGAAACAGAAUCCAUAUACUCUUUUUGUGCUUGUGCAUGACAAUGCUCAUGUGGAUCUAACAAGUGCUAUCUCAAGCUCUCUGUCUCAUGGAGAGCCUUGUCAAGGACUUGCUGAUAGAGUGAUAAACUGCAGAGAAGUCCUUGAAGCUUUCAAUCUCCUUGUCCUCCAAGUGAGUUCUUUCCCAUAUGCUCUUCAGACUCUCCAAUCCCGAAUCAACUCAGCGAACGAGGUGCACUGGGUACAGUUUGGCAAUAUGGAGGAAAUAACCCAAGAUGAGAAAUUGUACUUUGGCUUGAAUGAAUACAGCAAGUCUCUGCAAUGGGGAAUCACAAGCCCUCUUCUGAGAUGUGAUGACAUUUUUGAAAAAAUGGUGAAUACACUCUUAGAGAGGUAUCCCAGGCUGCACAGUAUGGUGAUUCGUUGCUACCUCCUCAUUCAGCAGUAUUUGGAAGCCUUGAUGGCUCUCACUACCAUGUCCUCACUAAGAGACCACAGCACACCAGAAACGCUCAGCAUAAUGGAUGAUAUCAUCACUGCUCCUGGCAAGGAUAAGAAUGGCUGCGGCCACAUGUUAGUGAUCCGAAUUCCUUCCGUGCAACUGGCAAUGCUGGCAAAAGAGAGGCUGCAAGAAGCACGAGAUAAACUAGGUCUACAGUAUCGUUUUGAGAUCAUUUUGGGGAACCCAGCUUCAGAGCUUAUGGUUGCCAAGCACUUUGUGAAAAGAUUAAAGGCAUGGAGAGGAAAUGAAGAAGAUGAUUGGCUUCCUCAUACGUACCAAGAUUUAGAAGGUCUACCUUGCAUUGUUGUUUUAACUGGCAAGGAUCCAUUAGGAGAAACAUUUCCCAGGUCUUUGAAAUACUGUGAUCUUCGACUGAUUGAUUCAAGCUAUUUAACUCGCACAGCCUUAGAACAAGAAGUAGGCCUAGCAUGCUGCUAUGUUUCCAAGGAGGCAGUUCGAGGACCUAUUGUAGCUCUUGACCUUAGUGAAAAGGAGCAAGAGAAGACCAGCAUUGGUGAGAAUGAUACUGAUGAGCUGUUGAUUGACUUGGAGAGGCCACAAAGUAACAGCAGUGCUGUGACUGGAACUUCAGGAUCUAUAGCAGAAAAUGGAGUGAGCUCCUCCAGUGCAACAGACAAGUCUCAAAAACUGUCACAGUCUAUGAACUUCCAGAAUGUUGCCACUAGCUCUGUUGAUGAAGGCUGUGCGGCUGGGGAGUCUUUGAAACAAGAAUGUGACUCUCUAGCCAACCAGAUAGCCAGCAGCACCACGACUAAAUUGUCAUCAGCUUCCCCUUCGGUCAGCCAGACCUUCCGAUGGCCUAACCAGCCAGUGAAAAAUUGCAAGACAAUGCACAUAUGCUUACCCCGAAUUGUGAUUUUGUCAAAAGCUGCCUAUUGUUUCCUUGGCUCACAGAAAAGUGGCCAGACACCUUUCUCUUCUGCUUUGUUACCUCAUGCUGACAUGUCUUGGGUGAGCUCGCUGAGGCCUUUGCUUCACAAGGAUAUGACCAGUGAAGAGCAGUCUCUUUACUAUCGACAGUGGACUGCUGCACGGCAACACCAUGCAGACUACAGCAACCAUGGUGAAACUACUAGCAGCAGGAGUUUUCAUCCACGACGGCUACUUCUUACAGGGCCACCUCAGGUUGGGAAAACUGGCUCUUAUCUGCAAUUCCUACGAAUUCUCUUUCGAAUGCUGAUCAGAUUGCUGGAGGUAGACGUAUAUGAUGAGGAAGAUAUUAAUAUCAAUCACGUGGAAGAAAAUGAAAUUGCCCAGGCUGGCAGUGAUCAGUGGCCUGACGUUGAAAUUGUCAGUAAAAUGAAUUUUGAUCUCAGUGUGCAUGAUCCCAAAUAUGUUCUUAUGAGUCCAGUCUACACAGAGCAACUGCAAAAAAUAAAGCAGGAACCCAACAGAGAAGUCAAAGUUGAAGAAUUCAGAAAGCGUAAUACUGUUUCUAUGAUGCUGACGAAGUACGCAGCUUACAAUACUUUCCACCACUGUGAACAGUGCCAUCAAUAUAUGGACACAAAUCCUUCACCUUCGAUGUCUGAUUCUACCCUACAUGCCUUUACAUUCUCAUCCUCAAUGUUAGGAGAAGAGAUUCAGCUACAUUUUAUCAUUCCUAAAUCCAAAGAAAACUAUUUUGUCUUCAGUAAACAGGGCAGACAUUUGGAAAGCAUGCGUCUUCCUCUUGUGUCUGAUAAGAAUUUGAAUGCAGUAAAGAGUCCUAUUUUUACACCUUCAAGUGGACGUCAUGAACAUGGUCUCUUGAAUCUUUAUCAUGCCAUGGAAGGCAUCAGCCACCUCCAUCUUCUUGUGGUCAAGGAAUAUGAAAUGCCACUUUACCGCAAAUAUUGGCCCAACCAUAUCAUGCUGGUUCUACCUGGCAUGUUCAACAAUGCAGGAGUUGGUGCUGCGAGAUUCCUAAUUAAAGAGCUUUCUUAUCAUAACCUGGAACUGGAAAGAAAUCGUUUGGAGGAACUGGGAGUUAAACGUCAGUGUGUUUGGCCAUUUAUUGUUGUAAUGGAUGAUUCUUGUGUCUUAUGGAACAGUCAUGUUGUCCAAGAACAAUCUAGUAGUCAGUGUAUAGAUCAAGGAUCAACCAGUAAAAAUGUAUCUCUAAAGAGUGUUCUACAGCAUAUUGAAGCCACACCCAAAAUUGUCCAUUAUGCAAUAUUGGGAAUCCAGAAAUGGAACAGCAAAUUGAAUUCUAGAGCACUCAAAGUCCCCUUUUCCAGAUGCCACAUACAUGAUUUUAUACUGCUCAACAUAGACCUGACCCAAAAUGUGCAAUAUGAUCUGAACAGGUAUUUCUGUGAAGAUGUAGAUUUUAAUCUGAGAACAAACAGCAGUGGCCUGCUUAUCUGUUGUUUUAACAACUUCAGCCUUAUGAAAAAAUAUAUCCAGGUUGGCGGUCAAAAGGAUUUUGAUAUUAAACCGAAAAUCAUGGUCUCAGAAAGUUUGACUCCACUAAUACCUCUUCAGUAUGUUUGUGCUCCAGACAGCGAGCAUACCCUCUUGGCAGCUCCAGCUCAAUUCCUUUUAGAGAAGUUCCUUCAAUAUGCCACUUACAAGCUUUUCCCAAAGGCCAUCUACAAUUUUAAAAACCCAGUCUUAGCUGUUGAUUGCUAUUUGAAUAUUGGGCCGCAGGUAGCUCUUUGCUAUGUAAGUUCACGUCCACAUUCGGUUAAUGUCAACUGUGAAGGGGUGUUUUUCAGUGGUCUUCUUCUCUAUCUUUGUGACUCCUUUGUUGGACCAGACUUUCUUAAAAGGUUCAAAUUCCUGAAAGGUGCAACACUGUGUGUGAUAUGCCAAGACAGGAGCUCCUUGCGUCAAACCAUUGUGCGAUUAGAGCUGGAAGAUGAGUGGCAGUUCCGUCUGAGAGAUGAAUUCCAAACGGCUAACAGCUCUGAUGACAAGCCGCUCUAUUUUCUGACUGGGCGCCAUGUGUAAAAGCUUGAGUCAAAGGCACAGGAUGCAAGACAACCCGAUGAGCUGAAUUAUCUCUUUUUCCUUCUUUCGGUUAAUGUACAAUCAUUGUGGAGCAAAGUGCAACCCAAGACUUGUGUCCAGUCACUAUUUUAAGGAUUUCCCCGAAUUGAGGCCCAGUUUUAGAAGUUUUCUCUCUUAUUUUAUGAUUGAAAGAGCAUUGAUCUCAAGUUGAUUCCUCCUGGGCCACUGAUUUUGCAGACGAUAUAUCCACUGUGACUAAGAUAUGGAGAAAUCUUUUAAAGGGGAGGGGGGAUGAAAUUACUUUUGGCCUCUGCCAGCUGGAAUUACAGGAGACACAUACAAGGCAAGUGGGCUUGUCUGAAGAUGAUGUACUGAGGAAUGCUGUCCAUUUCUCUUCAUAUCUGUACUUUUUGUACGGUCUAAACUCAGGGGUUUAAAACUACAAAACACAGAUAUUUGUGUUUGAAAGAAUAAACUUUAUUCACUUUCUGUGCAGUGUUAGGUGACGGUUUGUAAUUUUUUUUAAUGUAUUAAAACUGUUUUGGCAAAGUUUCCACAAGUUAAAACGUUUACUUCAAAAGCCUGAACAAAUCAGUGAAUGUAUGGCAGGCAUUUAUAUAAAGAUGCAGCUUGGGGGUAUCGUUAUUGAUUUAAAUCCAGAGAUCCUUUGUGAAGAGAGAAUCUGUGUAGGUGACAUGAUUUUUCUUUUCCCUUCAACAAUAUAUAUGAAACUGGAUCCCAAAGGAGAGGCUGCGUACAAACCUGCUUUUGCAUUCAGAUCAUCACUGACCAUGGUUUGGAAAGUAUCUGUUCAGCCAGCCUAAAUAGAUAGCUUUUGCAUAUUGUUUCCUCAGUGUAUUUAAGCUCCACCAAUGAUUUCUGUCCUCAGUGUUAUGGUAUGUUGUUUUGAAAUGGCUAAAUAACCUUCUUGUUUCUUGCAUAGCUGAAAUUCCAGGAAUUGUUUCUGCAGUGGAUGCCUCACAUGCUUUGGCUUUUUCGAGUGAUGGGGUUAGAAAAUGUUUUGUGCUUUAUGAAGAGCAUUUUACUAUUCUGUGAUGAAGAUACUCAGCAUAGAAUAGGAAAAAACAGGGCUUAGUACUUUAUUAUGUAAUUAAAUUAUAGACGUCCUUUAGGAAUCACUUUCCACUGAAUUGGGACCAACAACAGCAUGCUUUCCAACAAUCUAAAACACACCUGGAAAAGUGGGCCAGUCUAUAUGGUUUGAAGCAGUUGAAUACUGGCUCCAUGGGGCUCAUACAGCUCUGUUCCCCCUAUUUGCCAGUGUGAGCAAAUGGCCAAAUGGAGGCACCAUAACAGGGCAGUAGUCCUGUCUCGAUCUGGCAUCUUGGCACCAUGCUUCUGCUCCAAAGCUCAAGAGAUUUUAGAUGGCACAGAAUUAGGGAAAUGGGUGGUAGGUCCGGAGCAUCUCUUGCUGCAAUGCCUCUUGCACUGCUUGCACAUGUCUGUACUUUGGUGGGGAAUGGGAGAACUGGAGCUUUCCUGAGCUUAGCACAAGUCCUUCAUAUGCAAAUAUCAUGCAUAUGCUUGACUGGAUCAAGCCCUGGACUUUUUAUUUGUUUGAAUUAGGGAGAAAGAGAUGUAUUAAAUUUUAAAUAGGCAUUAAGUUGUGUAAAAGUGAGGUUCUUUGCACCAGCACUUUGUGCUGUGAAAUAUGCUGAGUGUUUAAAUGAGUCUAGUACAAUCAGGUCUUCACACUGCA